AUGGACCCCCCAGCUCGCCCACCCAGAAGCGCCCUGCUUGCCGCGCUGAGGAAUAAUGGCACCACGGAGGAGCUCCGGGGUAUCGGGUAUGAUGUGGACCUGCAGGGCAAUUGGUUAGCCGACUCGUUGAUCUUCACCGCGGAUCGGCUCGAGGGCAGCCUCGAUAACCUCCCGCUGGGCCCCCGACAGAUCCUCGAACGUCACGCCGCCGCUUUCAUGUCCAAUGCCCCUGCUAGGCCCUCCUACGUCCCUGCCAGAUCGAUCUCGAGACCACCUAGUUUGAAUAGGCCUUCCACCACCAGCACCUGGGGCCGCCCCUAUCCAGACCCCCACUUGCUGCCAAGGCCAGGAACUGACGCCUGGUAUGAGUAUAAGUUCGGUCGUACCGCCAGGCCUCCCCCGGCGCCUACUCCCGCGCCUAUUCCCUCGUCCAUGACGACCAUGCCCUUUGCAGACUCGUCCCCGGCUCCGACUGCCGCCGUACCUCGUGCUGGCUUGCCUGCCAGCCUCAUCAUGUCGCCGGAAUCUGCAGACCCUUCGUCCUUUGUCUAUGUUGGCGAGGAAUACCGAGACGACAACAAGGACGACAGAGAAGACACUGAUGACGAAGAUGCGGAUGCAGAGGAUAAGGAUGAGGAUGAGGACGACGAGUCAUACCUGUCCACAAUGCCCGUUGCACACGGCCCCGCCCCCGCUCCUGCUCCCGCUACUGCCGGCUCGUAUCCGACUCCAGCUCCGGUCUCAGCUUUGCCAGUCAGUGGUCCUGCUGCUGUUGCUGGGUUUCCCGCCCUCCCUCCUCCGGCGACUUCAGCACCAGCCCCAGCACCAGCCCCGGCCUCUGCUGCCGCUGCCGCUUCCGGUCCCGCUGCCGCUGUUCCCGGUCCGGCUGCCGCUGGCUAUCCCGCCAUACCCCCUCCUCCGAACUUCCCCCCCAUCCCUGCCGGGUUCCAACUUCACAGUGCUCGGGGUCGCUACUUCCUAACCGGUCCCGACUGGACUGGCGGAGUGCCCAGCCCGCCUGCCCUGAACUUUCGGGGGAUAAGAUCACUCGAUGGGGAACCCAACGAGAACGGCGCUUGCCGUUUCUGCGCCUGUAGCAAGUGGCUGUGGUUCCCGGCCUUCUUCCAACGAGCCAACGAUCCCCAAGGCCUCAUGCACACGUGCACUCGUUGCGUGUGCCGAGAUAAGACAUCAAACCAGAAGGAUGUCGGUCAACAGGAGUGGGUGAAGCAGAGGAAUCAGUGGCUGGUGGUCAACCGGCCAAUCAUGUUCUGGUUGACCAGAACGGGUGUCUGA
Messenger RNA from Colletotrichum gloeosporioides, 1296 nucleotides. RefSeq lists its product as uncharacterized. The transcript is spliced from 3 exons. Bases 1 to 1296 code for a protein of 431 amino acids. The record is from RefSeq and is a predicted model, not a curated record. Lineage: Eukaryota; Fungi; Ascomycota; Sordariomycetes; Glomerellales; Glomerellaceae.